Pocillopora verrucosa is the source of this 1074-nucleotide messenger RNA. Lineage: Eukaryota; Metazoa; Cnidaria; Anthozoa; Scleractinia; Pocilloporidae. The record is from RefSeq and is a predicted model, not a curated record.
UUACCUAUUGGUUCAAAGAGACAUUGUGAUUUAAAAGGAAUACCUUUGCAACAACUGCAAAGUAACCUCGAAAACGUUCAAUAUUUAAUAAUAGAUGAAUACUCUUUCGUUGGCCAGAGUUUGUUCUGAUGGAUUGAUAGUCGUUGCAGACAAGCUAUUGGACGAACAGACAUGACAUUUGGCAGCAUAUCUGUCAUUCUUGUCGGUGACAUAGCUCAGUUACCACCAGUAGGUGACAAACCACUUUACCAUUCUAUGCCAAAAACAGAAAAGCAAAUUCAAGGUUUUCUCCUAUAUCAUGAAUUCAAGAAAGUUGUUAAAUUGACAGUUAAUCAAAGAGUUCAAGGAAACAAUAUUGAACAAUCCAAUUUUAGAGAAAUGCUAACCCGAGCUCGCCAUGGUGAAUCAACUGAAUCAGAUUGGCACUCUUUAAUUUCCAGAACACCGGACAAAGUGCACAAUGUGAAUGAGUUUGAAAAUCAUUCUGUCAGAAUUUGUUAUCAUAAGGAAAAAGUCGCAGAAUUAAACAUUAGUAGACUGAAAAGCUUGGGUCAACCAAUAGCAAUAAUUAAAGCUCGUCACUCUAUUGGAGCACAAACACUUAGUGCUGAUGACAUGGGAGGCCUUGAACCUAUAGUUUACUUAUCAAAAGGAGCAAAAGUAAUGUUAACGAUGAAUCUAUGGACUGAUGUUGGCCUUUGUAAUGGAGCAUUAGGCACAGUACUUGACUUUGUGUAUGCUGAAGGACAGCAACCUCCAUGUCUUCCAAUAUGUGUAUUGGUUCAAUUUGAUGAUGAAUAUAAAGGACCAUCAGUUUCUUCUCUGUUUCAAAGAUGUGUCCCAAUUUGUCCCAUGACCCAAUUUUCAGAAAGUUUAGGAAAAAAAUAUGAGAGACAGCAAUUGCCAUUAAAAUUAGCCUGGGCGAUGACAAUUCAUAAAUGUCAAGGUCUGACCCUCUCUAAAGCUUGGAUUGAUUUAGGAUCAUCAGAAAGAUCUCCUGGAAUUACAUAUGUUGCUUUAAGCAGGAUAAUCACCGUGGACAUCAUCUGUUCAACUUCUUGUACAUUUGGAUGA